AUGAAUAAUCCGGUAGCAAGUAGCGAGGCCUCAAAGAAGAUUCCCUCCCUGGCGGAGGAUAUUGCUGCUGAGAAGCAAUCGCCUCUGCACGUGCAAUCGAACGCCUUUUCCGAGGGGGCGGGCCUGGCGGCGACAGCGGACGGUUCGAAGAAGAAGAAGACGCACCCUGUGGCUCUUGGCCUGACAAAGUAUCCUCCUCCUCCUCCCACUGAUCGUCAACCACUGCUGCGAUUACCGAUCUAUGAGUCUCCACAGGACGUCCCCAAUCUGCUCUUCCCCUUCAGAAGUCACAGCCGGCGAAUCAAGAUACGAAUGCAAGAAUCGGCGGGAUCUUUGUUGGUGGCCUUCCUUCUUGGUGCUCCACCAAUGGCCUUUGGAUGUGGUGCCAGAAUUGUACAGGUCAGCAGCCUGUCCACUGCUCUGUAUGAAGUUGAGCUUACCAUGCGGGCCAAGCUUCAUCUUCUUGCUGAAAAGAGCAGGGUGAAAGAAGAGUUGGCAGAAGCAAAGCAUGAGAUGGAGGAUGUGAAGAAAGAACUGGAAAAGGAAGAGAAGAUGGAAGGGGUAGAAAACCAGACACCUGUUGUUUCACCAAAGGAAAGCAAAGACUUUUCUUCUGAGAGCAGCCACAGAGGUGACCCGGACCUUGAAGCACAAACAAAGGCGAAGGACAGUCAGACAACCACUCUUCUUCGAGGAAAAGCUAAGGCCAAGACCAAAUGGGACAAGGAGAGGAUGGAGGCUGCCAUGGAGGUGGUUCCCAGCAGCCUGGCACUUGCACCACAGACUUGGGGUGGUGGUGAAAAAGUUGUGACAGCUACAGGAGACACAGCCAUGGGAAGAAAAGGGAAAGCAGAGGCAGAGGCUUCUCCAGCUAAAGGUACACCAGCAGAGUCAGAAGUAGAGAAAGCAGAAGAACAAAAGGAAACCAAAGAACCCAAGGCCAAAGCCAAAAGCAAAGCAAAAGAAAAAGCAAAAGCUAAGAGUGUCACAAAGCAGUUGAAGAAGAAGCCUAGCAUGAAGGAAGUGCCAAAGACAAAGGAAGAAAAAGCAGGUGGAAAGAAGGAGAGUCUGAUGGACAAGACCAAAGCCUGGGACCAGGACACAGGCAUGCCCAGCGAUGUGUUCCUCUGGAGCACUUUCCAAGGGAAUGAGCAGGCAUUGGAAAAAGCGAUUUCCAAUGGCAGUGUGCAGGAGUACCAGCAGGAUGGAGAAGUGCCAAAGACAAAGGAAGAAAAAGCAGGUGGAAAGAAGGAGAGUCUGAUGGACAAGACCAAAGCCUGGGACCAGGACACAGGCAUGCCCAGCGAUGUGUUCCUCUGGAGCACUUUCCAAGGGAAUGAGCAGGCAUUGGAAAAAGCGAUUUCCAAUGGCAGUGUGCAGGAGUACCAGCAGGAUGGAGUCACUUUUUGCAGCUUUAGGAAAACAAAGGCAGGAAUAGAGAGUGGCACACAGCAGGAGCUCCAUGUGAAAAGUGGACAAGUUGAGCUGGACCAGGGCCAAUACACUGCUUUGUCAAGAGCAUUUUCUUCCAUAGCUUUGACUUUUGAUGAUGAAACAGAAGAAGGGACAGAACAGAAGGCAGAAAGCCUGGGGCAAGAAAAGCAGCUUAAGCAAUUGGAAGCAGAAGGGCUGACAAAAGAGAUGACAGAGGUGUUGGCUGAUGCAAAGCAAGCACAUGAAAGGACGCACCAAGCUGCAAUGAAAUUGUUAGGCAAGUGCACAAAUGGCACAGACAAGAAGAAGUUCAAAGAGACUGUCAUCAGCAUCCAAGCAUGGGCGCAAAAGAAUCACAAUGUGCUGACCUGGAAGGAGUUGGAAGGUGACAAGCCAUUGACACCUACAAACUUCAAGGAGUUCAUGGCAGACCCAGCACAGCAGACCAGGGGCUUAAAUGAAGCAGUGGCACAAUUCAAAGCUCUUCUGCCAACAAGAAAGGCCCAAGAGCUGGCAUUCAAGGCCACUGUUGACUUCCAGGAAGCCAAUACUGUUCCACCUUUAGACCUUCAGAACAAUAUGCAUAGGCAGCUGCUAGCAUUUGCCAACAAGUUUGUCCUCCUUCCUGCACCUUUCCAGCCAAAGAUCACUUUCAAGGAGCUGGCCUUGGGUCCUGAGGAUUACAACAACUUCAAGGCUGUGAAGGCUUUGAAGGUUGUUGGCAACUCAAACCCGCAGCGCAGCAUCCGAUUUCUUGUACCUCGGAUCUUUGAUGCUGGAGAGCUGGGUUCUGCAGCAGCAGAGGCUGUCAGGACAAUCUGCGAACUUCAGAAGGAUGACCCAGAGAUGCCGGAGUUGUUGCUGAAGGAGCUGCACGACUUCUUGAAUGCUGGACUUCGAAGACCCUUUCGUGCCGUCCUGGAGCUUUUGGAGAGCGUCAUUCCAAAAGGGAAUGAACAAGUCAUGGAGUGGAUUGUCUUCAUCCUGGACGAGGGGACGGAGGAAGAGCAAGGAAUUGCACUUGACCGCCUCAGCGAUUCACAGCAGGUUUGUGACAUCAAUGCAACCGUCAAUUUGAUUCUAAACAGGUUAUUUUGCCUAAUGGAUGACUCAAAGUGGUUCGACAUGUCUGAAUCUGGGGAGAAGUUCCUGAUGAAAGGGCUUGCCGCGGUUUGCAAGCAAGAACCUGGUUUGGCGCACGGCACAUUGCUAGAGUUUUUGAAGGAUGAAGACAGCAACAAAGUUACACGAGCUGCAAAGACAGUCGCAGCCAUUGGUGCAGAUGAAGGGUUGCUGCAGGCGGUUCUUGCUGCUUUGGAAGUGGAAUCCACGAGGGGGACAACCUGGGCUGUGCUUGAAAUUUGUACCAGUCUACUGGAGAUCUCCUCAGAUACGGGGCCUCAGGUCUUUCAGGCCUUGCUCAAAGAGCUUCCGAGGAAACAAUAUCGUGAUAACCAGGCGGUCCUGAAGGUGAUGAAUGCAUGUGUGCCUUUGGAUGGUACACUUGAAGCCCUUGCAAGCUACCUCAAGCAUGCCAACCGGAUCCGUAGAGAUGAAGGUGUUGCACCACUGCUGGAAGCAGCCAAAAUCACAGACUUUUACAUCAAGACCUUCAACUCGCCAGAGGCCAAAGAGCUCAAAUCUAUGGUCAAGGCUGCAUUGGCGCAGGGCAUUGCAGAAUCUGGCGAUAAGAAGUGUGCUGAAGUCUUGCCCGAGAUCGUAGACUUUGAGGGUGAAGGCGACGAGGUUUUGAAUAGCCUGGUGGCUGGCUUGGGGCAUCCGAGUCAAAAGGUUCGAUCACUCUGUGAAGAUGUUUUUCUGCAAGUUGUGCGUCCUGAUGAUCCAAGAGCUUCCAAAGUUCUCAUCCGCAGCAUAGAGCAGGAAAUCGUAACUUCAACGAGGUGUUUGCAGAUUAAACUUCUUGGUGAUGUAGCCCCUCGAGAUCAGACGGAGGUGGUUGACUUGCUCCUUCGACUUGCAGAUGAAAACGAUGUUUGCAUUCGCUCGACUGCAUUGGCCCAGCUUUGGGCAUGUGCAAGCUGUGAGCAAUGCUUGGGCCCUCUCAGAGCACAUUUGAUGGAAAAGGACGAGCAGGUCCGUCUUGCUUGCCUCGGUUCCAUCCUAAAACUCGAGGAAGAUCUUGGAGCACUGCAAGAGCUAUGCUUGCAAAGCUUGAAGGAUGGUGCAUCCAGCGUAGUUUUACUUGCCUUAACAACCUUGGAUGAUAGAUGUGACACACUC
This is a messenger RNA of Cladocopium goreaui, 3675 nucleotides long. Lineage: Eukaryota; Dinophyceae; Suessiales; Symbiodiniaceae. The record is from the annotation of a GenBank genome assembly.